CGAAAUAGGUGCCUUUCACAAGCAAAGGGUUGUUGUGCUGUUGAACAUUCGUAGUGAUGCUGGGUAGUCAUAUGGUGACAAUGAAGAGCCUGUCUUUGAUUUUAAGGAUGAAGAGGAUGAGGAGGAGGAUGAAUAUGAUGAUACUCAAUUGACAGGGCUUGUUGUGAAAAGUAAGAUUGUCUCAAGUUAUUUUGCUUUUCUUGAGUUAAUACUACUGCCCACUGACAUUGUCCUUUUCUGCAUGCCAAUUCAUCGGAGAGUUCCUAAUUCUCUGGAGUAAGUUGUCAUACCUGCUCAACAUUUAAUAUCUGAAGCUAAGUUGGCUUAAGCUCUGCAGUCAAUAAUUCUGGUUAGAAAACUGGAAGUGUUGUUGGCCAUGAAGUCCUUGAGAGUAAAUGUGUUAACUGCUAAUAGAUGAUGAACUCUGAAAUUGCAGUCUAAGUGCAUGUUCACUUUUGUUGAGUCUGGUUUUAUGGGAAUUAGGUGCUAGUUAUUGAUGAGAUUGGCCUAAAAAUAGCUGUUUAAUUUUUAACCAGUCUCCAAGAGUUGGUUUGCUCUGCAUUUCACUCUUGUUUGCCUGUUCGUGUCAUUUCAUCAGUAAAACCUUCACAGAUGGAUUUGUGAUGUUGUAACAUCAAAUAAAAGUGAUGGAAUUUGAUCUCACUUGAAUAUGAUAUAUUGGAACGUUUUUAGGGAGCUCUGCUAUCUUUUCAUAAUCUCCUCGUGAAUUUGUGUGGAGAGGAAAAGCAUCCUCUGAUUUCGCCAAGCCUGCCAUAAUAGAAUGUGCAGGUGAAGCAGCCAAUAGCAGUGUGCUCCUCUAUUAUCAAUUUCACAUGCUGCCAGGCUGGGGAUGCUACAUCUAUCCUCUUUUAUGAUAAUUAGAUGGAUGGUAAUGGUUAUGGAUAUCUGUAAGAGAAGUCAUUUUGGUUCAUAACUGGUAGCUCCACAUGUAUUAUGUCUCCUAUGAAUGACCUAUUCUAAUAGUGGGCAACCAUCUAGCAUAUUGCUAGAUAGGAGCAAGGUGAUUGGCCUAGUGAUGAUCAAUUUACCAAACCCGAGGAGUCUUGCUUCAAUUCUUUACUCCUUCAUCCUCUUUGUAGCCUGUGAAAAAGGAGAGAGUAAAAUAUCUUGUACACCAUUGCCUUGGUUCAUGUUCCCCUAAUGAUGAUUCACUGCUUCUUAAAAGUGUAAUGACCUCAUGUUGUGGAAAAAUGCUUGGUUUUUGUUGGUGAUGUUGACUUCCACUUUUAAAGUUCAAUUUCCCUAUUGUUGUUUGCAUUGUUUGUAGUUGCAAGACAGCAAAGUUUCUGCGCACGAAAAUUGGCGGGGUGGAAGACGAAAUGCUUGAUGAGGAGGAAGAAGAUGAAGACAAGAAGGCCGUUUGGGGCAGAAGUAAGAGAAGGUACUAUAAUGCCAAUGAGGCAACCUCUAGCGAUGAGGAAAUUCCAGCAGAGGAAGAGGCAGAGGUGUUAAGAUUACAGAGGGAGAAAGAAAAAUCAUCAUCAAUGGAGGACUUUGGGCUUGAUGAUAUUAGUCCUGAUGAGGCCACUGUGGAACCAACUUUAGGGGAAAUUACGGUUGGAGGAAAAGGUAAAUUUGAAUCCGGUGUACGCGAAGGCACUGGAGAUGAUAUUGUGACAGCUUUUGAGGAGGUACAAAAAGAUUUGAAUGCACUGUCAAAGGAGGAGCAAAUGGAUGUUGUAUAUAGGGAUUUCCUCUCUUAAAGUGAAUUAAAAGCUGCUUUGGUUGAUGUGUUGCUACUGGUUAUGGAAUUUCAACUGAAGUAGCGAGAGCUUAAUAUCUUUUGCUGGGAAGAUCAGUAUGGGAAAAUUCGAUAGACUGGCACAAUAUAUUGACCAUGAACACACAAUUGAUAUUGACAAUGACCUGUUUUGUAUAUGGCUUUACUUUUUUUGGGCUCUUUUUGUGUGUGGGUUUUCACCCCCCCUGGUGCCCUUUGGUUGAACUUUUUAUCUAUUAAAAAUAAGAAAAAGAUCUCCAAAGAUGAAUCUUCCAAUGCAUGUUUGUAAUUGGUCAAGGUACAUAAAAGCGCUGCACUAUAUUUUCUCAUAAUUCUUCAUGGUGUUUCCUGCAAUUAGACUGUGGAAACUUAUGCAAUUUGCAUAAUCCUUUUUGCAUAACCUGUUGUCUAUGAUUCCACUCUGCAUCUUAGCUAUUCAUAUCCAUCAGGUGGUGAUUGUCAGUCCUUUCAGAUUCACGAGAACUAUGUGCUGAAAUUUCUGGCAGGAUAAAUCAAUGAAGCCAAAUGUUCAGAAGUAGGACUUGGCAAUGUUUUUCUUCCUUGAUUAGAAAACCUACUAGACAGCCUAAGGAUUGUUUGGCUAUGGUUUUGAAGAAACAAAUAAAGCCAAUUCGAUGAAUUGAUUCUCUGGAUUUUACUUAUAAAAGCAAACAUUAGACGUGAAUGAAAAGGGAAAGACAAUCAACAGAUUUCUCCUCGUAUAUCUCACAAUGUUUUCCUCCUGUAAUGUGGUCUGUCAGAGAAGACAUUCCAUUUUUUGAUUUCAUAGGAUUUUUAUAAGCCACCUUCUUGGUGGGAAAAGAAUUCCUCAAGCUAGAUGAGGAAUGGUAAAGGCUAAUAGAGAUGAUCACACUUGAUAAGAGGAAAUAGGUGGGAUUGUUGAGACAUGGUAGAUUUGGCAAUAAUUGGAAGAAUGUUAAAUGAGAAAAAUUCUUCUCCAUUAGAGAGAAGCAAAUAAAGAAGUGGUUGGAGUUAUGGAUUACAUAGAAAUUAAUAAUUCAUAUGUAAUAUAGUCAUCAAUUCAAAGAUUUUAUUCCUGGUCAUAGUUGAUCUCAUAAUAUAUGGGACUUUCCCAUCAGAAGUUAUCUGCAUCUAAUCCUACUUCUUAAGGGAUACAUAUGAAGUAAGUUACCCUGCAUUGAAUGAAUUUCUAAGAUACCAGGAAAAGGAAAUAUGUAUGUAGUCUAUGUACUUUAUGUUCCUGCCUCUUUAUUUAA
Molecule: messenger RNA, 2979 nt
Organism: Eucalyptus grandis
Lineage: Eukaryota; Viridiplantae; Streptophyta; Magnoliopsida; Myrtales; Myrtaceae
Exons: 5
Coding region: 1341-1724 (127 amino acids)
Biological process (GO): maturation of SSU-rRNA from tricistronic rRNA transcript (SSU-rRNA, 5.8S rRNA, LSU-rRNA)
Cellular component (GO): nucleolus; small-subunit processome
Source: RefSeq, a predicted model, not a curated record